Hyalella azteca is the source of this 1615-nucleotide messenger RNA. RefSeq lists its product as uncharacterized. Bases 123 to 1031 code for a protein of 302 amino acids. The record is from RefSeq and is a predicted model, not a curated record. The transcript has 2 exons. NCBI's taxonomy places the organism in Eukaryota, Metazoa, Arthropoda, Malacostraca, Amphipoda, Hyalellidae.
UUUUAUGCUCGAAAUUAACUAUAGUAAUUUUCAAUAUAUAUUAAAUAGAAUAGUUUAUAUAGACGUAAAAGUUAGUGGAUUAAGUAAAGUUUGAUUCGACACGACUAACCGAACCCUACAGCAUGGAGCAAUCAGCGAUUUCUAAGUACACUGACCAAGACAUGAUCUCGGACCGCGAAGUACUGGACGGGUACAAAAGCAAGAAUCCUCUUCUGUUUUCACAUUACGACAAAAACAGCCUCACUUUGUACUUCGCUGCAUGCUGUCAUCCGGCGGUCAUUGGGACGAGUAUGAAGAUACACGUAUCGGGGAUUGAUCUGACGGCAGCUAAAGUAGACUUUCAAAAUUACACGAUUCAGCCUUAUGGAAGUAAGACGGUAAUUAACCUAAGGCAUUUAACUACCACUUUAUCAAUUGAUAGAACUUACAAUCGCCUUGUCACAGAGUCGACAAAUCGCCUAUACGCAACAUUGCACUAUCUUCUACCUGGUUAUUCGGCCAACAACACAACUCACACUAACAUUCUGGUUGACAUAAAGUUCAAAGAAGUUUCUUCUUUCAUCGUAAACCUUAGUGUUGUUGAUAUCGCCAACUUUCUAAAUGUAAUUGAGAACACGAGAAUGAUCUUCAGGUCUAAUAAUGAUCAGGUCAUCCCUGCUGACAAAGAGCUUUUGGCAACCGCGUCAUGGAAAACGUUCAGGCAAAUAUUAAGAUUCUUGGUACAAGAAAUAGAGCGAUCGUGCCCUAAUAUUGACGCCGCUGCAGUGGUUCUGAACCGGUAUGAACGAACAACUAUAAUGAGACUCGUGUACCAUCACUUUUCAUUGGUUUAUAGAUUAUUUGAAAAUAGGGAAGGAUUGGAGCAACGGUUAGAGGAAGCACGGAUGUUCCUAAUGGAAGAUCUGAAAACUGUUGUCACUUCUAGGAUGAACUUUGAAUGCGUCAACCUUACUACGCCUUACUUAGUAGUUUUUAUUCUUGUUGUGACUUAUAACGCCCUCCACUUCAGUUUUAAUGUAGCCGACACAUAAAGGUGUCGUAAUUAACCUUCGUUAGUAACUUUAAUAAGAGACUUCUCUUGUUUAGAGUAUUUGGAUUUUAUUAAAAUUUUUAUAAUUAAAUUUUGCCUUGCUGAUCUUUAAAUGUAGGUAACUCUUGUCAGCUGCUACAGGUUCAAGUAGCUUGAAAUGUCGGCAUCUGGAUAAAACGCCUUCCAAUUAUUUUCCGCGUCAAGCUAUUUUAAUAAUUCAUAUCCAAAUUGUACUAAUUAACUGUCUGAAUUUACAUCGCCUAUUACAAUGUGACAGCAUGCGCUGUUAUACAAUCAUCGUCGUAGUGAUGGUUGUUGAUUUUAAAUAUUAUGAUUUUAGGUAGUUUCUCAUUGAUUGUCUACUAUUUGAACUUUUAUAAGAAGAUUCAGUAUUAAUAUGCCGGUGGUCUUACACGUUUCAGUGAAUUUUUAUCAAUAGAUUGGAGAAUAUGUAACUUCUGGGUCCUUCCGGCAAAGAUGAUAGAUUUGAAAUUGUUGAAACUUUUUUCGAAUCUUGCACAGUGUAGUUUUAAAUGUUCGGGUGAUGUAUGAAGGCAACUAAUUUAAAUAGACACGAGAACCUGA